GGGCUAUGUUUUUACUCUGGUUCUCUGGAAAUCUAAUCUUUUAGUUUAAACUAAACCUGUUUGCUGAACAAAGUAUAUGUUUAGUUACAUGGAUUCUUGAGAUUGAAAAUGCUUGGAAGCGAGUAGAAGUGAUUUGGUGCUCUUACUUUUGAUUCACAUGGAGACUUGUGAGUUGUGACUUAGUUUGUCAUUGAUAUUUUGAGAAAAAAAAAGUUGAAUGAACAACAUUUUUGUUCACUUUAUUCUAUUAACUUUCAUUGUACUAAUAUAUGAUGUCAUGCAAAACAGAAAUUGGGCUAGGAUUAACUGGAUUUGGCGUAUUGUUCUCAUUUUUUGGAAUUAUCUUCUUUUUUGACAAGGGGUUGCUUGCCAUGGGAAAUAUCCUUUUCAUAUCAGGAGUGUCCUUAACCAUCGGUCUGAAAUCCACCAUGCAAUUUUUCAUGAAGCGCCAAAAUUUUAAGGGAACAAUUUCAUUUUUGGUUGGCUUCUUUUUUGUUGUCCUUGGAUGGCCCAUCCUUGGCAUGAUAUUGGAGGCAUAUGGAUUUAUUGUGCUCUUCAGUGGCUUUUGGCCAACAUUGGCAUUGUUUAUACAGAGGAUACCUAUUCUUGGUUGGCUUUUCCAGCAAUCAUAUAUCCGAUCGUGGUUAGACCGAAACCAGGGCAAGCGGGUACCCGUGUAAUCACACAUACGAGAGAAAGAUGAAUUGUAAAUCUGUAGAAAAUUGUUUUGAAGAAGACUGUUGUGCAAUUUUUAUUUUUCAUUAUUAAUUCCCUGUUUUGUUGA
This is a messenger RNA of Hibiscus syriacus, 784 nucleotides long. Its product is annotated as vesicle transport protein GOT1-like. The transcript is spliced from 6 exons. The coding region runs from base 270 to 680 and encodes 136 amino acids. Gene Ontology annotation, biological process: retrograde transport, endosome to Golgi; endoplasmic reticulum to Golgi vesicle-mediated transport. Lineage: Eukaryota; Viridiplantae; Streptophyta; Magnoliopsida; Malvales; Malvaceae. The record is from RefSeq and is a predicted model, not a curated record.